This is a messenger RNA of Calypte anna (Anna's hummingbird), 2466 nucleotides long. Its product is annotated as acyl-coenzyme A synthetase ACSM4, mitochondrial. The transcript has 14 exons. Gene Ontology annotation, cellular component: mitochondrial matrix. The record is from RefSeq and is a predicted model, not a curated record. Gene Ontology annotation, biological process: acyl-CoA metabolic process; fatty acid biosynthetic process. Gene Ontology annotation, molecular function: fatty acid ligase activity; fatty-acyl-CoA synthase activity. The coding region runs from base 106 to 1845 and encodes 579 amino acids. Lineage: Eukaryota; Metazoa; Chordata; Aves; Apodiformes; Trochilidae.
CCAGCCAGCUUCAGUUUGUACUGCCCACAGCAAACAGAAUUCAUAGCAACAGUUCUGCUCAUUUCCUUGUGUAGUCUGCAGCAUCUACAGACAUCAUCUUUUGCCAUGAAGUUGUUUAAGUUACAGACUCUAAAAUCCUUGUGGACUCUGAAGCCACCUAAUAGGACUUUCCAUGAGCACCCCAAGCUGCUUGCCUCUGAUGUGUACUCCCAGUACGAGUCUGUCAGGCGGGGUGAACAGGAAAUACCAGAGUACUUUAACUUUGCAAAUGAUGUUUUGGACAAAUGGUCAGAGAUUGAAAAGGCUGGAAUGAGACCAUCAAACCCUGCCCUUUGGUGGAUAAAUGGACAAGGAGAAGAAGUGAAGUGGAGCUUUGAGGAGCUGGGGUUCCUGUCUCGGAAAGUGGCCAACGUGCUGACUCAAGUGUGUGGCCUGCAGAAGGGGCAAAGAAUUAUUGUCAUCCUGCCACGGAUCCCAGAAUGGUGGCUGGUGUAUGUGGCUUGCAUGAGAGCAGGAGUUGUCAUAAUUCCAGGAAUAUCACAAUUAUCAGCCAAAGAUAUCCUGUACCGACUCCAGGCAUCGAAGGCCGCCUGCAUCAUUACUGAUGACAUGGUGGCUCCUGCUGUGGACUCAGUGGCAUCUGAGUGUCACUUUCUGAAAAGGAAGCUAAUUGUGUCCAAAGGCUUUAGGGAGGGAUGGCUCAACUUCACUGACCUGUACAAAAACCAAUCUCCUGACCAUUCCUGUGUCAAAACAAGGAUUCAAGACUCGAUGAGCAUCUUCUUUACCAGUGGAACCACAGGUUCUCCAAAAAUGACUGAACAUUCCCAGGGUAGUCUUGGUUUCAGACCACUUCUAAGUGAAAGAUACUGGUUGGACUCGACUCCCUCAGAUGUGGUAUGGAACACAGCAGACACAGGAUGGAUAUUAACUUCAAUAGCAUCUCUUUUUGAUCCCUGGGUUUUUGGAUCAUGCAUCUUUAUACACAGGCUACUACAGACUGAAGCAGCAGCCAUCCUAAAUACUCUGUGCAGAUUUCCCAUUGGCACUCUGGUUGGUGUUCCAACAUUGUUCCGCGUGCUGGUGCAAAGUGAUCUCUCUAACUACAAAUUCAUGAACCUGAAGUACUGCAUGAGUGGAGGGGAACCACUCAACCCAGAAGUCAUGGAGCAGUGGAAAAGCAAGACUGGGCUGCACAUCCAUGAAGUUUAUGGCCAGACAGAAACGGGAAUAAUCUGCUCUGUUUUUAAAGGAAUGAAGAUUAAACCUGGAUCAAUGGGGAAGGCAGCUCCCCUAUUUGAUGUUCAGAUCAUAGACAAAAAUGCUAAUAUUCUGCCUCCAGGACAACAGGGGGAAAUUGCUGUGAGAGUUAAGCCUAUAAGGCCACUUGGUUUCUUCUCUGAAUAUGUAGAUAACCCUAAGAAAACUGCAGAAAGUGAAUGUGGGGAUUUUUAUGUCACUGGAGACAGAGGGAUUAUGGAUGAAGAAGGAUAUUUUCAGUUUAUUGGAAGAGACGAUGACAUCAUCAUUUCCUCUGGGUACCGCAUUGGGCCCUUUGAAGUAGAAAGUGCCCUGAUAGAGCACCCAGCUGUAGCAGAAGCAGCUGUUGUCAGCAGCCCAGAUCCCCUCAGAGGAGAGGUUGUGAAAGCAUUUGUGGUCCUGUCCCCGACCUUUUCAUCCAAUGACCUGGAGAGCUUAGCCUCUGACUUACAGGAGCAUGUCAAGAAAACUACUGCUGCAUAUAAAUAUCCUAGAAAGGUGGAAUUUGUCCAAGAGCUGCCAAAGACAGUAACUGGGAAGAUCAAGAGGAAUGAAUUAAGAAACAAAGAGUGGGGACGGGUGUAGCCUUGUUUGGAGUUUGACAGAACUUCUUUCAUUCCAUUAACACUACAUAAAUUCCUCUGAUACAGCUGCCAUCCUUCUGAUCUACUUUUGUUAAAUGCAUGAGCAUCAAAAAACAAUAGAUAAGACCAACAUGUGAUGUUUACACCUGCUUGCAAAGCUUCUAUUGUCAGUGCCAUGGUGUCAGUUCCUGAAGCACUGCUGGGAAAGGGAAUUAACCAUACAAAUCCAUUCUAGUCCUGCAUGUCCACAGCUUAACCAGAAUUUGGCUGGUGGCCCAUCUCUUUUAGGUAGCAUCCAAGAUCAGAAGGGUCAGAUGCUCUGUGCUUAAAUGCAGCAUGUUUAGGGUGAAAUCAGCCUUCCCACCAGUUCCUGAGGAUGGAAUGACUCCUCUAUUGAUAACACUGUUAUGACCUUCAUAAACUUUUCUUUUUUAAUACACGUGGUGCCAGCUUUUCCCAUGUUUUAUUCACAAACACUGUGUCAUACAGAAGUAGCCUUGUUACUAGCCUUCUUCUGUUCUCAUCUUCACACACAACAGACAAAACUUCUGUACCACUCAACAAUCAAUAAAAACCAGACAGCUGUGGAGCACCUGGCUUGGAAACUUAUAUUUCCACUGGC